Molecule: messenger RNA, 536 nt
Organism: Didymella exigua CBS 183.55
Lineage: Eukaryota; Fungi; Ascomycota; Dothideomycetes; Pleosporales; Didymellaceae
Exons: 1
Coding region: 93-389 (98 amino acids)
Source: RefSeq, a predicted model, not a curated record
UACAGGGACCGUGCACAUCGUGCACGGAUUCACAUCGUGCACGCGAACUCCAUAACGUGCCAAUUUCCUCAACACCAUAACUUCACAACGGCAUGGAUUUAGAAGCUGCGCUUGAAGCCUGUGACAGAGCAGAUGCAGCUGGUGAACUUUCUUAUACCAAAAUUGCUGACCAAAGCUUAGUGUCGCGAUCUACGCUGUCGCGGCGGCACCUACGCGUAUGCGCGUCGUGUGAAGAAGGCAACUCCACACGUCAAAAGCUCAACCCACAACAAGAGUAUGAGCUUGUUAGUUAUAUAAAUGAGCUUACAGAGCAAGGGCUACCACCUACAAGGCAAAUAGUGCAAAACUUUGCAUCAGAAAUAGCCCAACAGUACGUUGGAGAUAGCUAGGUUACCAGGUUCCUGCACCGUCACCCCAAUGAGCUCCUAUACAAAUGGACCUCCGCCAUGGACGCCUCACGUCACAACGCCGACGAUAGCGAAAAGUACUCAUACUAUUUUAACCUACUACGUUCCAAGAUCGACCAAUACUCUAUC